Molecule: messenger RNA, 3682 nt
Organism: Juglans regia (Persian walnut)
Lineage: Eukaryota; Viridiplantae; Streptophyta; Magnoliopsida; Fagales; Juglandaceae
Product: serine/threonine-protein kinase Nek5-like
Exons: 14
Coding region: 482-3367 (961 amino acids)
Biological process (GO): protein phosphorylation; microtubule-based process
Cellular component (GO): cortical microtubule
Molecular function (GO): ATP binding; protein kinase activity
Source: RefSeq, a predicted model, not a curated record
GGCGAGUGUCGGCGAUGGGGGCAAUCAUACGUACUUUCAGAGCUUUUAGGUGGUAAUGGAGUUCGUACUUUAUCUACUUUCUAAUUUGAGUUAGAGAAUCAAUUUCAAUGUGGCAUUUCUGUUCACUCUAAACACAUAUGGAAGCUGAAAAAGGUUCGAAGCUACUAAAAAAAUGAUUCAGUUCAAGUAGGAGAUUAGUUCAAUUGCUGAUUCCGAGCAAUUCGCCUUUGCGGUUCGGAGAUCGCCAUUUGUCGGUUGCUUUUGUAAAUCCGGCUUUUUCAACGCGUAGAUGAGCAGGAGUCUGUGUUGGAAAUCCAAAGAUUGAAGCAUUUGGAGCCUUGUGCACGCUCUACGGAAAGAAAAUGGGUUGAAAGCUGUCAGGAGAAAUUUGAUUCGUUGGAGCCACGAUUUCGUUUUUUUUGCUUCGUCCUUUUAUCAUUGUUUUUUUGCCCGGGGGUCGUGGACUCGAUUCUUUAUCGGAAUGGAUCAGUACGAGAUCAUGGAGCAGAUCGGUCGCGGCGCUUUUGGGGCCGCCAUUCUUGUCCAUCACAAGGCCGAGAGGAAGAAGUACGUCUUGAAGAAGAUCCGGCUUGCGAGGCAGACCGAGCGGUGUAGAAGAUCUGCUCAUCAAGAGAUGGCUCUAAUUGCGCGAAUUCAACAUCCUUACAUCGUCGAAUUUAAGGAGGCUUGGGUCGAGAAGGGUUGCUAUGUUUGCAUUAUCACCGGAUAUUGUGAAGGUGGAGACAUGGCAGAAUUGAUGAAAAAGUCCAAUGGGGUUUAUUUUCCAGAAGAGAAACUCUGCAAGUGGUUCACGCAGCUACUACUUGCAGUUGAAUAUCUACAUUCAAAUUUCGUUCUACAUCGUGAUCUAAAAUGUUCCAACAUUUUUCUAACAAAAGAUCAGGAUGUUCGUCUUGGUGAUUUUGGACUCGCUAAAACUCUAAAUGCAGAUGACUUGGCCUCUUCGGUGGUUGGAACUCCCAAUUACAUGUGUCCUGAACUGCUUGCAGAUAUUCCGUAUGGAUUUAAAUCUGAUAUUUGGUCUUUAGGGUGCUGCAUGUAUGAGAUGGGUGCUCAUCGUCCCGCUUUCAAAGCAUUUGAUAUGGCUGGAUUAAUUAGCAAGAUAAAUCGAUCUUCUAUCGGCCCUUUGCCUUCCUGUUAUUCACCAUCCCUGAAAACACUCAUCAAAAGCAUGCUAAGAAAAAACCCCGAGCACCGGCCAAGUGCAUCUGAGAUUCUGAAGCACCCAUAUUUGCAGCCUUAUGUCGAUCAAUACCGUCCAUCAUUCACUCCAACGGAAUGUUCCCCAGAGAAGUCUAUUUCUGUCGCUCAUAAUUCUCGGAGAAAUAUGGCUGAAAGCCAAAACAGUACUAGUUCUAGCAGUGACAUAGAUAGUUUGCUUUCAAGUGAAAAAAACACACUGGCUAUGGUCUCAAGUAGCAAAGGUGACACUGAUUUGGCUUCUAGUGAUGGCGAAGCUGGCUCUGAGAAGCUCCUGCUUGGUGCAGAAGAAAAUCUGCUCAAGUUGUGCGCAGUCAAAAUGAAUGAGAGAGAAGUGAUGAAACCUGUUCAUCAUGAACAUGUAUCCAGUAAUGAAUUGAGGAAACCAAAAAGCAUUAAAAAUAUAAUGAUGACUUUAAAAGAAGGGAAAGUCAGAGAAAAUCGUUCUCCAAUGAGGGUCAAUCGAACAAAGGCUGGAGGUGCACUGACCCAAAGAACAAACACAGAAGCAUUGCCUAAACUGCCCAAACCUAGUACUAUUGCUUCUGGUUUCAAGCCUAAUGCAGACACACCUACUGUUGCACAAGCAAAAGCAUCCUUUGAUUCUGCCAAGCGGAUUCAGGGAUCACAUCCUUUAAAGCACCAGUUGCCUGUAAUUGAAUGCUCACCUAAAACUAAACCCAGACAUGAUGUGACUCCUCCAUCUGGUCCUAUAAAACUGGCUGUCGAAGAUGGACCUCCUGCUAAGCCAAGGCAAAGAACCCCUCCGAAUGUGGUUAGACGAUCAUCCUUUCCAGGACGGAUGAAGCAAGUGAGGCUUGAUGAUCCAAAUGCAGUAAGCAGUAACAUCAAGUUUGGUGCAAGUGAGAUGCCGCAGGAAGCUGAAAAGACUCCUCUUCAAGAACCUAACAGUUGCCUAACACGUGUUUCUAGGCAGGUCAUACAGCCUCAGAAUGCUCAAGACAGAGCUUCAAAAGGAAUGCAAACAGAUAGUAGCAAUUCUGUCUUAUCUUCAGUGUCGGUUCAAGGAUUUGAGCUUUGUGAUGAUGCUGCAACUUCUUUUAUAGACAUGAGAGGACAGAUACUUCCUGAUGUUACUGACCGGACAAAAUCAUAUACACCCAACAGCUCACCGGCUAUCCAGUCUCAUUUCGAGAUAUCUGAUAAUAUGGCUGGGGAAAACCAUGAACGUGAUAGUAAUCCUGUAAUGUGCUCAGUCCAAACCUACAGGGAGAUACUUGAUCUUCAAAAUACCACCACUGUUGAUGAGAAAGUGAGUUCAAGUGUGUUUCAAGAACUCCCAGCCAUGAGCUCUGAAGAAAUCUUUGUUUAUAGCGAUGAUACCUCUUUAAGCAGGCCAAGUAGUAGGCCUGACACAAUGAUCCAAUCAAACUUUAAAUCUGCAUCCAGUGGUGAUGACAAGUUCACUGUAAGGGAACUUCUAUCAUCGGGUGCAUAUACUACCACUUCCAUUGUAUCUCCCGUUUCAUCCAGCCAAAAGAGUUUGCAGCCUGAUACUACCACUCCCAAUUCAUCUCUCAUUUUGCCAAAUCCAACAGUUGAAAAACCAGGUGCCACCCAUCUCCCCCCAACAUUUGAUGACAUCAUACAUGUUAUUCGGCAUAGUAGUUUCCGUGUUGCAACUGAACAGCCGGUAUUGGAAACCAUAGAAAUGGGGGUGCAGAAUUUGGACGUUGGUAAGCUGAUAAAUGUAGUGAGGGACGAAAUAGAGAUGAGAAACAUUACUGCUUCUGCAAAUCUUAAAUUAUCAAGUGGCUCUGAAACCUUGAGUUUAAAAUCAAGUGUUUCUGAUCAAUCAGGUCUCAAGGAAAAGGAUGCAAAAGAGCUUGGCCCUUCUGUUCCAAAAUGUGAUACCUCAGAGCCAACAAAGCCCAACCCUCAUGUGACUGAAGAGGAACCACCAACAAAGGAAACCUUGGAUGUUAAGUCUUUUAGGCAGAGGGCAGAGGCACUUGAAGGGCUACUAGAGUUGUCUGCAGAGUUGCUCCAGCAAAGUAGAUUGGAGGAGCUUGCAGUUGUUUUAAAGCCUUUUGGGAAAGAAAAGGUCUCCCCUAGGGAGACAGCUAUUUGGUUAGCAAGGAGUCUUAGAGGAAUGAUAAUAGAAGACAUUGGACGGAUUUCAUGAAAGCAUCAUAUCUUAGGUAAGGUUGCUCUGAUUUGAUGCCAUUCGUAAAUGCUAUAUGGAAAAGUUUUUUGUCCAUUUGCAUAUUCAAGCUCAGUUUGAAUUUUAAAGAGAACAAACAGGCCUUGUUUUUUUUUUUUUUUUCCCCCUACAUUCUCGUUCUGCAAUUCUUUCAAGGCCUGCCAUGGUUGUACAUAGUGACCAUACAACUUAAUCACAUUCUCUUUCUUCUAAACAUAUAGAUAUGCUGUAGCUUGUUGUCAAUGUAAGUCUUAUUCUAUUAUUCAUCAAGGUAUUCUUGUCUUUUUUCAUAGUUGA